Messenger RNA from Gavia stellata (red-throated loon), 1407 nucleotides. RefSeq names its product DNA cross-link repair 1B (gene DCLRE1B). The transcript is spliced from 4 exons. Lineage: Eukaryota; Metazoa; Chordata; Aves; Gaviiformes; Gaviidae. Gene Ontology annotation, biological process: double-strand break repair via nonhomologous end joining; protection from non-homologous end joining at telomere; interstrand cross-link repair. The coding region runs from base 16 to 1407 and encodes 463 amino acids. The record is from RefSeq and is a predicted model, not a curated record. Gene Ontology annotation, molecular function: damaged DNA binding; 5'-3' DNA exonuclease activity.
CGGCGGGCGGCUGCGAUGAGCGGGACGGUGAUCCCCGGGACGCCCAUCGCCGUGGACUUCUGGAGCGUGCGGAGGGCGGCCAGCGCUCGCCUCUUCUUCCUGUCGCACAUGCACUCGGACCACACGGUGGGGCUCUCCAGCACCUGGAACCGCCCGCUGUACUGCUCGCCGCUCACCGCCCGCCUCCUGCACCGCCGCCUCCAGGUGCCGCCGCGCUGGAUCCGGCCGCUGGAGGUGGGGCAGAGCCAUGUGCUGGGCGAGGAGGGGGUGACGGUGACGCUGCUCGACUCCAACCACUGCCCCGGCUCCGUCAUGUUCCUCUUCGAGGGCGCCUUUGGCACCAUCCUCUACACAGGGGACUUCCGCUACACGAGCGCCAUGCAGCGCGAGCCGGCGCUGAGGGGCCGCCACAUCGACCGCCUCUACCUGGACAACACCCACUGCCACCCGCACCGGCCCCUGCCCUCGCGGCAGUGUGCCACGCACCAGGCUGCCCACGUCAUCCGCACGCACCCACAACACCGAGUCGUCAUCGGUGUGUACAGCCUGGGGAAAGAGACGCUGCUGGUGGACCUGGCCGUGGAGUUCAGCACCUGGGUUGUGGUGAGCCCCUGGCGCCUGGAGCAGAUGCGGCUGCUGGAGUUGCCUGAUGUGUUCACCACUGAGGAGGGGGCCGGCUGGAUCCGUGCCGUGGAUGUCACUGAGAUCCGCUGGGAUACCCUUGUCAGCUGGAACUCGCUGCACCCUACCAUUGCCAUCCUCCCUACCGGCAGGCCCGUGAAGAUCACCCACCCCAACAUCCACCCCAUUCCCUACUCGGAUCACUCAUCCUUUUCGGAGCUGUGCGAGUUUGUGAAGUGGCUGAAACCUUGCUCGGUCAUUCCAAUCGUGAGGGGUGGCAUGUGCCAGGCUUACUUUCAGAAAUACUUAAGUUCUGUCCCCCAGGCACUUCCUGACCUCAAAAUCCCAAAGCCUGUGCAAGAGUCUGUACAGCAGCAAAGCAAAAGGAAGCGGCAGAAACCCAUGUGUCUCUUGAAAAGAGCUGCCCAGCAUUCUGUGCCCCGAGGAGUUGUUUAUGAGUCCCCAGAGAAACAAACUGAGAAUACUGAAGAGUUCACAGGUGUUAAGGUUCUUCAGCAGAACUACUGUGGGUCAGCUUUCUGCUUGAAAGAAGGUUGCACUUGUCACACGGGGAAGGAGAAAAGGAAGGAAGAGUUGAGUGGAGAACAGUCAGGAGUAGCAAGAGCAGCUAGCGCUGUUAGCCAGGCACCUAUUUCUGAUGAGCACUUUCUAACUGGAUUUGCAGAGCAGUAUUUACUUACUCCCUUAAAUGUCCUAAAGCAGAAUUCCUCACAGAAAUUUGACAAGCUGGUAGAAGAUUUCUUUAGGAGGGAAGAAGCAUCCUGA